AUGAAACCCCUAUUAAAGUGGCCCCUUGGGUACAAUCGAUCUCUACCAGACGCACAUCCGCCUUAUUUAAAAGUUUCAUCUCCUCAUCGAUUCACCGACAACCGUAAACAGACAAAACAUGUACCAGUACACAUGUAUUCGCUCCCCGGAAGCAUUCAGUGUGUUCCCCUUCAUCACAAAGGCCUUUCCAUCGUAUCUAUACCUUUUCAGAAUGCAUUGAUCUGCGAGUGCAGCAUUCGCUUCACAGCUCCUCAUUGA
This is a messenger RNA of Chondrus crispus (carragheen), 258 nucleotides long. RefSeq lists its product as hypothetical. The record is from RefSeq and is a predicted model, not a curated record. The transcript has a single exon. The coding region runs from base 1 to 258 and encodes 85 amino acids. NCBI's taxonomy places the organism in Eukaryota, Rhodophyta, Florideophyceae, Gigartinales, Gigartinaceae.